Molecule: messenger RNA, 903 nt
Organism: Rhodotorula toruloides NP11
Lineage: Eukaryota; Fungi; Basidiomycota; Microbotryomycetes; Sporidiobolales; Sporidiobolaceae
Exons: 4
Coding region: 1-903 (300 amino acids)
Source: RefSeq, a predicted model, not a curated record
AUGUGCCUCACAGGGAUAUUCCGCAAGGUCUUCCAGGUAUGUCCUGGCGUUCUCUCUCCGCCCGUCUUGCCGACCUCCGUAUCUCCUCAAACUCGUGCUGAUUGUGUGGCGCGGCACUCACAGGGCUUCAACAUCCUUAUGCUCGCCGUCCUCGCCGGCAGUACCUUCUACUACCUCUGGCCGAGCAUCAAAGCCCAGCAGUGGCCUACAGACGGCGUAUCUAUCGCUCAGUACAUCGGCGGAGCGAGUUCGUUGGUUGCGCUGGUCGUUGGACUCGUCUUUUGCGCUUGUUCGGGCCCCGAGAUUGGCGGGUUGGGUAUCCUCCUCGCCGUCAUCGAAGCCGGCUCGUACGGCUACUGGGCCGCGAAAGAGGACGUGACCAAGCUCUGGUGCGUCCCGCUUCACCUUCCUGGUCCUCCCCGAUCUCUGACUAGCGCGUUCCCCCUCAGCUCAAGCGCUGCAGGGGCAGUUGGCGAGGUGCCGAACUCGGGCGCUGUCACCAAGCUCAUCAACUGUAGUUGGGGACAGAUCAAGACCGCCAUCAUUGCCUUCCUCGUCAUCUCGUGCAUCCUCCAGCUCUCCGUAUCCGUCCUUGCGAUCGGCUGCAUGUCCGGCGGGACUUCACAGAGUCUCGGCAAGGCGACGGGCUAUCACCACAUUGCGCAUAGCUUGCCGAAGAUGCGGUUCGGGCGCCAGCAGGCUAGGUGGAAGGGAAAGGGACGCGCGAUGGAUGGAGACGACGAGGAGGCGGGGCUGCCUUUGCGCGAGGAGGGCAUUGAGAAGCGAGGUGGGCGUGAUGCGGAGCUUUCGAGCAGUGAUUCGGAGGACUCGUACCACGAGGAUGACGAGAAGCGGGCCGGGACGAGCGGGAGGAGGGGAAAGCGGGCGAGCGUCGCAGUCUGA